UAAGAGUUAACGAUUACAAAGAACUAAUUUAUUCUGCUUCUUUAAUGUGUACGAAAAGGUUGAGUGGUUUGCGGUACUAAGUGAUAUGAGCGUGUCUCAUACCGAUACAAACAGUGCGCACGCCCAAGACAAAAACACCUCCAACUGAAUCGUAUUAGAGAAGAUGGCAAUCACGGUAGAAAAGCAUGUACCUUUGCUCGUCCAGAUGUCAGCUAAUAAAAAGGAAAACGAUGUCAUCACGCGGACACCCACGUCGUUUACUCAAGUAGGACGAACGGCAAUGAACAAAAUUUGCUCAAUUCCAUCUUCACUCAGAGAAAAUACGUUUGACUUCACCACGGAUGAUCUGGACAGACAACUUUAUGGAAGAAAAAGAGUGAAACCUAUUGAUGUUGAAGAAAUAGCAAGAAAGAGAGAACUGUUGGAUAACGACCAUCCUUCAUACAAAAAAAGCAGAAUCCUUACUGAAGAUGAAGAGCUCGAUGAUAUUGAAAUGACAUAUUCCAUUAUGUCUUUUCCCAAUGACGUUCAACUUUGUUUGUCGAGUAUUCCUGGACAAAAACUUGGGGUGUGUGCAAAAGACUUCAUGCCUGUCGGCACAUGGAUCGGUCCAUACGAAGGGAAACGAGUUGCCGAAGGACAAUUAACAAGAGAGAAACGCGAUUCUACCUUUUGUUGGGAGAUUUACAAAGAUGGCAAGUUGGACCAUUUCUUAGAUGGUUCCGAUGGCAACUCAUCCAGUUGGAUGCGCUAUAUAAGAUGCGCACGAAAUCGUUUCGAGCAAAACAUGAACAUGGUGCAGUAUGGACCAAAUAUUUACUACCACUCGUUCAAAGAUAUUAUGCCUGGAGAGGAGUUGCUAGUGUGGUACGAAAGUCAAUACGAACAAUAUUUCGGAAUCCCCAUGUUCAUUAAACUAUCCAGUUUUGGGAAAAAACCAACAAAUUUAGCCAUUAAUCGCGUUUCAGGUGUACCGCAGAAAAAACAAUCUGAGAAAUUACACAUACAGCAGAUGUCACCAGUUCAUAAAAAGAAGCAUGAUGAUGUCGUGCCACAUCACUUCCCAUUCACAACAGUCGGGCAAGCCUUAACGUCGUCAAUCCAUUACAAUGAUUGGGAAAGACAGAACUCUACCGAUUUAUCGAUGCCCUCGAUAUCUCCAAACGGUUCUCCAAUGGACAACAAUUCUCCAGUGAAUAUCGAAGAAGAAAAAGACAUAGGAGUGUGGAAAUGUGGUCAAUGUGAACAACGGUUCACUCAACGCUCAGCCCUCCGACUUCAUGUAUGUGCAAGUGCAGCAAAUAAUCCUUUUCAUUGUGGCCACUGUAAUCUCUCUUUUGCUGACCCAACAAAACUACGGGCUCAUGUGGUCACCCAUAACAACGAAAGACCUUUUAAGUGUGGAUUCUGUUCACGCACGUUUGCUGGUGCGACAACCCUCAACAAUCACGUGCGCACCCAUACAGGACAGAAGCCUUUCACGUGUGACAAGUGUGGCAAGAGUUUCUCUCAAGCCUCUCAAAUGAGCCGUCAUCAACGGCUCUCUGAAGAAUUUUAUCUGAGCAGAAAUGGUAUGGGAAAUUCUAAAGCUGCGACAUUAUAUAAUUUGAUAAUCAAUGCAAAUUUUAUUAAGAAAAAGCAGCAAUCAGGAGAAAGAAACACAACAAUUACACAGCAUGGUUUUAGUCAAGAAACACUACAAGAAUUCCUUUACGGAAAGAAAAAGACGACGAUUGUGGAUAUUUAUGUUAUGGAAAGAAGAAAAAGAAAAUUGGCUGAUGUAAAGAAUGAUAUUCCAGAUAAACUGAAAUAUUCGGGGCGUGGAUCUAUGCCGGGAGAAGGUCAAAAGCACUCAUUCGUACCGCAACCCAAGGUGACAUAUGCUGUGGGCUCAUUUCCACCAGAAGUACGUCUAUGCACAUCAAGUAUCCCAGAAUACGAUUAUGGUGCAUGCGCUGCACGAUAUAUGCCAAGAGGCACCUGGAUUGGUCCUUACGAAGGAAAAAGAGUAUAUUCGACGCAGCUGGCCCAAGACCAAGAAAACUCAUUUAUCUGGGAGAUUUACGAGAAUGGUAAAUUCUCCCAUUUUCUUGAUGGAAGUGACGAGAACAAUUCGAGUUGGAUGAGAUUCAUACGAUGUGCUAGACACAAACAAGAGCAAAAUAUGUCAGCUAUACAAUAUGGAAAAAACAUCUAUUACCAUACAAUAAAGGAUAUUAAUGAGGGUGAAGAAAUGUUAGUCUGGUACCAUGAAAGUUAUAAUCAGUUUUGGGGAAUACCUAUUGCAUUGCAACAGGAAACUAAUGAAAGAAAUGGUCCACCGAUCCCUGUUCAUAUGAUACCACCAGUGAAUAUGAGCACAAAUCAAUCCAAGUCGAACUUGUCCGGUGAUAAUGAAUCAAGAAAAUUUCAAAAAUAUGAACAAACAAUAAAAAAGAAUUGUUCACUGUCCUCACCACAUUAUGGAUUUUACAUCCAAGCACAGACAAAUUUGCCUAAUUUUCAACAUUCAAUCAACAGUUUACAGCAAUCAGAAACAGAAACAACCAAAGGAUGUGUGCCUAAUUCAUAUAUGGUACCAAGUAAAAACCAUCAACAUCAAAACACUAUGCCUUUACAUUACAAUCAACUUGGAACAUCACAAUACCUCUACCCACAUUACCAUAAAUAUCACAAUAAAUUCACAGGUAUCCAACCUCAUCAAUCAACAACAAUUGAAGGAAGACAAUAUGCAGUGUUUCUACAAACUCCAUCAAAGUUAGACAGGCAUGCAAGUGUGCCAAUUAAUCUUGUAUCACCUGUACAAAAAUCCUUUGCAUCACUAGCAAGCCCUGAAACAUCUGGUGAUCCCCAUGUGCCAACCUUAACAGAUCAACAGACACCACUAAGGGAACAGCCAGGAUAUCUCAAACCACAAGCAAUUACGAACAGGGAUGUCAAAGAAAACAUGCCAUUAAUGGGAGAAAGACACGAUGAAAUAAAUGAUCAUUACUUAAAAAACAACAAAAACCAAUCAAAAACAACCCCAUUUAAGAAUCUCACACCAUCAAUCCACAAUCAACAGCACAUCACAGAUGUAGUGGACAAAAAGCAAGAUCAACCAUUAUCUACAAUACAGCCUGCAAGAGAACAAGAUGUGGCAUGGACAUGCGGUCAAUGUGGGGAAAUGUUUGCUCAGCAAGUGUCACUAAGAAUGCAUGUUUGUUCAAAAGCACCAAGUGAGCCCUUUCACUGUGGACAUUGCUCUAGCACUUUCUCAACAUCGUCUGAAUUACGCGAACACGUAGUUUCCCACAGCAAUGAGAGACCAUUCAAAUGUGGGUUUUGUGGACGAUCUUUUGCCGGUGCAACAACACUUGGAAACCACAUGAGAACCCAUACUGGUCAGCGACCUUAUGAGUGUAAAAUUUGCGGACAGACAUUUGCCAUAGCCACACAGCUUAGCAGGCACCUCAAACCACCUGGAGAGUGUGGCUUCAAGCAAAAACACACAAAUAAAUGCAAUGAAGAUAAUUGUAUUUCAGCAGAACAGUAA
Molecule: messenger RNA, 3535 nt
Organism: Xenia sp. Carnegie-2017
Lineage: Eukaryota; Metazoa; Cnidaria; Anthozoa; Malacalcyonacea; Xeniidae
Exons: 10
Coding region: 164-3535 (1123 amino acids)
Cellular component (GO): nucleus
Molecular function (GO): protein binding
Source: RefSeq, a predicted model, not a curated record